UCAGGGCCGGCAUUGCGUGAUGACGCAGAACGCACAGGUGGAACGCAAGUGAGAGAUCCGCUGUGCGUUCCAGCCAAGCAAGCGGCAGCAUGGGGAAGCUGAACGUGGUGCUGCUCCGGUAUCUGUCCAGGGAUGACUUCCGAGUGCUCACUGCGGUUGAAAUGGGCAUGAAGAACCAUGAGGUAGUGCCAGCCAGUUUAAUUGCCUCAAUAGCCAGUCUCAAACAUGGAGGCUGCAACAAAGUUUUGCAAGAGCUGGUCAAGCACAAACUUAUUGCGUAUGAGCGCACAAAGACUGUUCAGGGCUAUCGGCUAAUUUACGGUGGAUAUGAUUACCUGGCACUGAGAACUCUCUCUUCAAGGGACGCUGUCACUUCAGUUGGAAACCAGAUGGGUGUUGGGAAAGAAUCAGAUAUCUACAUUGUUGCAAAUGGAGAAGACAGUCAAUUUGCCUUAAAACUUCACCGUCUUGGAAGAACUUCUUUUCGUAACCUUAAGAACAAGCGGGAUUAUCACAAGCAUCGGCACAAGAUGUCAUGGCUCUAUCUAUCUCGUCUCGCUGCCAUGAAGGAGUUUGCGUAUAUGAAGGCCUUGUAUGACAGAGGAUUUCCAGUUCCAAAGCCACAUGACUACAACAGACAUGCAGUAGUGAUGGAGCUAAUUAAUGGCUAUCCCUUGUGCCAGGUGCGUCACAUUGAAGAUCCAGCAUCAUUGUACAAUGAAGUAAUGGAGCUGAUUGUCAAGCUUGCCAAUCAUGGCCUGAUCCAUGGGGACUUCAAUGAGUUUAAUCUAAUGUUAGAUGAUGAGGACCACGUCACUAUGAUUGAUUUUCCACAGAUGGUCUCUACGUCGCAUUCUAAUGCUGAAUGGUAUUUUGACAGAGAUGUGAAAUGUAUUCGAGAAUUCUUCCUGAGACGCUAUAACUAUGAAAGCGAACUUUUCCCAACCUUCGCUGACAUUCAGAAAGAGUGCUCUCUAGAUGUGGAGAUUGCCGCUAGUGGCUAUACUAAAGAAAUGCAAGAGGAUGAUGAGCUCUUACAGCCAGCCGGCCCUGACGACGUGGAGGUAGAAGAUGACACGGUCUGUAAGACACCCUCAGGAGACUCUCAGCUGGGCGCCAAAUGCAGCGGGAAUGACGACAACAACUUGUCAGAGGCUGUACCAGACACAUUACAUGAAGACUCUGGACCCAUGUCUGAAACAGAAGUCAGCCGUGACAGCUGUGAGCCAAGCCUAGACAUGGCAGAGUUCAAUAGUGUCUUGGCAGAACUGGAGGGGAAGACUGUUGAAAACAAAGACAAGGAUUAUACAGAAAUCCCUGUAACUGCUAGUGACGUGAGUGACAGACUGGAAAAUGAAAAAUCAGGUUCAGAUGAGGAUGUUGGAAGCCAGGAAAGUGAUGAGCAGGUGGAUUAUGAUGAUGAAUGUCCUCAUCUAGUGGAUCUUUCUGGAGCCAACAAAGAAUACAGACCAUUCAGAGAUGAAGACCGCUUACUUCACAUCAGCGAACACAGAACCAGAACUACCAGUGUGACAUCAGUGGGUACGGUCGGGAGCUGUUCUACCAUCCCACCAGAAUUGGUGAAACAGAAGAUUAAGAAGCAGCUGACGAAACAGCAGAAAGCUUCUAUCAGAAGACGACUGCAAAAGGGAGAAGCUAAUGUGUGCACCAAGCAGCGCAGAGAAAACAUGUUCAACAUCAAGUGCAGUGUGGAUGCGGCCAGCUUCUGGGGAUAGGGACCGCCAUUUACCUUCUCAAAGCUAUGCAAUUGCUCUGCUAUGGAAUAUUGUUUUAUUAACCCUUCGAAGUAAAAUCUCCAUUCAUUUUU
Messenger RNA from Pseudophryne corroboree (corroboree frog), 1828 nucleotides. RefSeq names its product RIO kinase 2 (gene RIOK2). The transcript has 10 exons. NCBI's taxonomy places the organism in Eukaryota, Metazoa, Chordata, Amphibia, Anura, Myobatrachidae. Gene Ontology annotation, cellular component: nucleus; cytosol; preribosome, small subunit precursor. Gene Ontology annotation, biological process: protein phosphorylation; maturation of SSU-rRNA. The coding region runs from base 90 to 1736 and encodes 548 amino acids. Gene Ontology annotation, molecular function: protein serine/threonine kinase activity; ATP binding. The record is from RefSeq and is a predicted model, not a curated record.